Rotaria sp. Silwood2 is the source of this 714-nucleotide messenger RNA. Lineage: Eukaryota; Metazoa; Rotifera; Eurotatoria; Philodinida; Philodinidae. The record is from the annotation of a GenBank genome assembly.
AUGUCUCAAUCAAGCAGUAAUAAAAAUCAACUUGUAGUUGCCUACUGGGCUAUUCGUGGCUUGGCAGAACCAAUUCGUUUGGCUUUACAUUAUACCAAAACACCGUUUACAGAUAAAUUAUAUGAACAAGGUGAAGGUCCAGAAUACAGUCGAGAAGAAUGGCUUCGUGAAAAACAAAAACUUGGUCUUGAUUUUCCUAAUUUACCAUACAUGAUUGAUGGCGAUUUAAAAAUCUCUCAAUCAAAAGCUAUUAUAUAUUACCUUGGCCGUAAAUUAAAUCUUUUGGGAAAGAAUCUAAAUGAAGAAGCACGAGUGAUGAUGUUAUGUGAAGAAGCUCAUGACUUACGUAUGCGAUUAAACGGAAUUUUUUAUGAUCCGAAAGGAGAGUCAAAAGAAGAAAGAAAAAAAUUUGUUGAAACAAUUGUAUUGGAAUAUUUACAAAAAUUCGAUAAUUAUUUUGGUAAACAUAAUACAAAAUUUGCUGUUGGCGAUGAACCAACUGUAGCUGAUUUUCAAUUAUAUUCAUAUAUUGAUUCUGCUUUAUCAUUGGAUGAAGAACAUACUUUAAUUGAUAAAUAUUCUAAUAUCAAACGAUGGUUGAAAACAAUAAGUGAAUUACCCGAAAUAAAAGAUUAUAUUGUCCAAUCCCAUGGCCAAUUGCCUCUCAAUAACAAAGUGGCUAAAUUUGGUGACAAAAUUCUUCAAAAAAAAUGA